Molecule: messenger RNA, 1941 nt
Organism: Colletotrichum acutatum
Lineage: Eukaryota; Fungi; Ascomycota; Sordariomycetes; Glomerellales; Glomerellaceae
Product: amidase signature domain-containing protein
Exons: 1
Coding region: 1-1941 (646 amino acids)
Source: RefSeq, a predicted model, not a curated record
AUGGCGGCUCGAGCUCUUCAUUUUGUCUGCCUCGCGGGCAUUGCCACCGCUCUCGUCGAAAGGAGUCCCCUGACUUUGAUCCUCACCAUUAAUGGCUUGGAUCAAGUCUUUCAACUCGGUAACAAGAGCUACUUGGCAACGCCCUCCUCGCCACUCGCUCUCGCAGCCGCAAAACCCAAAGCAACCAACGCUCCGGCAACUCACAUCGUUGCAACUUCUCCUGUCAUCACUGGGCAGUACCUCCAAGAUAGGAUUGCUCGCUACCUGGCCGAAGAUGACGUAUUCUCGGAGGACUUCCUUGAGACAAUCAUCCUGAGCUCCAAUUGCUCUUCAAGACUUGACGAUGCUGCCACAGCCUUCGUGGCAUCUAUUGGGUCGCAAGUUUUCAUGCUACCAGCUUCUUCCCAACUUGAGUCGCCCUUGCCGCCUCCCGGACCAUUGUUUCUGGAGUCUGAUGGCAGGACAGUCACGUUCUCAACGGUCUCCCGCCUCUACACGGAUACCUAUAGUGACUUUGUCCACGGAAUCUACGAAUCCAACGGAACUUACAAGGUCCUUGGCCUGACUGACGCUGAUUGGGGUUAUCCGUUGAUCCCCGUCCCGUCCCGCCUCUACAGUGAAGCCGACUCUCGGCCUCUAGCUGGAAAAAGAAUUGGCGUCAAGGACAUCUACGACAUCAAGGGACUCAAGUCCACUCUAGGAAGCAAAGCAUGGACACAGAUGACCGCCGAGGCCAACGCAACCGCUCCUUCUAUUCAGCGCAUCAUUGACAUCGGCGGAACUGUCGUGGGAAAGCAGAAAACAUCCCAAUUCGCGUCCGCGGCUCACGCAUGGGAGUGGACCGACGUAUACUACCCUCAGAACCCCCGCGGUGAUGGAUACCUCAGUUGUUCAGCGUCUUCUGCUGGCGGUGGUUGCUCCAUUGCCGCAUACGACUGGCUCGACUUUGCCAUCGGGUCGGACACUGGCCAGUCUAUGCGUCAACCGGCAGCGUUCUCGGGUACGUUUGGAAACCGCCCGUCGCAAGGCCUCAUGGUGCUGGAUGGAGUGAUGCCUAUUUCCUACGGUGCCGACACGGGCGGUGUGUUUGCACGUGAUCCCCAGGACUGGGUGAAGUUCUCUAAGCUUUGGUAUGAGCCUUCGCUUCACCAAGACAGUAGCCUCAAUGGGCUACCCGAGCUUGAGGUCCCCGAUUCUCGUGCGUUUCCGAAGCGGAUCUUGUAUCCCACCGACCACCUUCCGCUGCAGAACCCCGCCGCUGAAGAAGUCCUGCAGAGCUUCUUGGCUCAAGUCAAUAAGAUCAUGAACUUGACGGUCACGAAAGUCAACAUCACGGAAACAGUCGAGAGCGUCACUGGUCGAGAUCUUGACAGAAUCCUAGCUGAUCUGAGUACCAUCUGGACCUACUCACAGCUCAAAGUUGUGGCAACCCCUCUGAUUGCACACUACAGCCCAAAUUUCCCUUCUUUGGAUAGACCGUACCGAACUUCUUUCCGGAAUUUCUCCCUAGACGCCAAAGGCCACACCGAAGCGCUUGACCGUAGACGCCAAGACUCCGAUGCCUGGCAUCGUGAGGUCUUGUUCAACACCACCGAGAGCUGCUCCGAAUCCAUCAUGAUCUACGACAUCGGUACGGGUGGACUUCCCUCCUUCAGAGAGGCUGAGUUGAAUAAGUCCCCCGGCGCUGCCUUGCCUGCCGGUACUGGAACUCGAGGGGCUGCUUCCACCCUUGCGUCUUACUUCGGAAGCGCAGACUUCACCAUCCCAAUUGGCCAGGUGCCCUACUACAGCAACAUCACUUACCGAGAAGAAAUGAUGCCUGUGACUAUCAACAUGGUGGCCAGGAGGGGGUGCGACUUUGUCUUGUUUAAUCUUGUCGAAGAGUUGACGAAGCUGGGAGUCUUGGGGCCUGUCACUACUGGUUCGCGUACCUUUGUAUGA